AUUGGCGUCACGUUGCGUGGAAAGGGAAGAGGAGACGCCGUCACGAUUCGCGCUCGCGAUUUGCUCCCCCUUCUCCACCUCCCCGUUCGUCUCGCGGGAAAUCACGCGCGGCGACGCUGGAAUCACCUCGAUCCAACAGGGGAAUCGGCACGGGGCAGCCUCUCUGACCCAUAUUCCUGCAGCCGGUUGGGCGAGUCGUCGGCUCAGAUAAUAGACUGGGCGUGUGGAUCCAGGACGUUUGAUCCCGUUAAUUUGGACUGAAGUGCCAGCUUUCGGUGAGGAAGGUGAUGCUGGAUGACGCUGACGGACUUUGAAAGCAUACCGGUUCAAAGAAGUGUUGUCUGUCACCAUGAGGGUCAAUAUUGGGCUCCUAGUGCCCUUGAUGGCACAAUACUCCACACCCAUGUGGGCUACUUUAGUUGCUGGGUUCUUCAUGCUGCUUGCGCUUUCACUCUCCAUGUACCUGAUAUUUGAGCAUCUCUCAGCAUACAACAAUCCAGAGGAACAAAAAUUUGUACUGGGUGUUAUUCUCAUGGUCCCUUGCUAUGCAAUUGAGUCGUAUAUUUCUUUGAUAAAUCCAAAUACAAGUGUUUACUGUGGCAUCCUACGUGAUGGUUAUGAAGCCCUUGCAAUGUACUGCUUUGGAAGAUAUAUUACUGCAUGUUUAGGUGGGGAAGAUAAAACUAUAGCUUUUUUAAAGAGGGAAGGUGGCUCUGGUUCUGGGCAGCCUCUACUGCAUCAUGCAUCUGAGAAGGGAAUCAUACACCAUCAUUUUCCUGUAAAUUUUGUAUUGAAGCCCUGGAGAUUGGGGACACGGUUCUACCUGAUUAUCAAAUUUGGAAUCUUCCAAUAUGUGAUUAUAAAGACCCUCACAGCUACCUUAUCUCUUCUUCUAGAACCUUUUGGUGUUUAUUGUGAUGGAGAAUUCAAUUUACGAUGUGGGUACCCUUACUUUGCCGCAGUUCUCAACUUUAGUCAAUAUUGGGCCCUGUACUGUCUAGUAGCAUGGUAUACAGCUACUAAGGACGAAUUGGCACCUAUAAAGCCUCUGGCUAAGUUUCUUUCUUUCAAAUCUAUUGUAUUCUUGACUUGGUGGCAAGGUGUGGUGAUUGCAAUAAUGUAUGCUUUGGGCCUUCUUAGAAGUCCUUUAGCCCAGAGCUUGGAGUUAAAAUCAAGCAUUCAAGAUUUCAUUAUUUGCAUAGAGAUGGGCAUUGCUUCAGUUGUUCACCUCUAUGUGUUCCCAGCCAAGCCCUAUGCACUCUUAACUAAUCAGUCACCUGGAAACAUUUCUGUACUUGGGGACUACGUAUCAUCUGACCCUGUGGACCCUUUUGAAAUUAAGGAAAGCAACCGGCCUACCAAAAUGAAGCUUCCUCAAUUCGAACCAGAUGAGAGAAGCGUGACAAACAUAAAAGAAAGUGUUCGGGACUUUGUUGUUGGCAGUGGAGAAUAUGUGAUCAAGGAUUUCAAGUUCACUGUUAACCAAGCAGUGCGGCCAGUGGAGAAGCGCUUUGAUAAAUUGAUGAAAAAGAAUGAUAAGCGUAAGAAAAGCCAGGAUGACAACUGGGUGAGUGCAGCAACACCAGAGAGACCUGUUCGUGGGAUUGAUGAUCCAUUGUUAAGCGGAAGCUCAAGUGACAGUGGUGUCACAAAGGGCAAGAAACAUCGCAGAAUUGUGAGCACAGCUGCUGCUGUGGACAGCUGGGGAGGUGGUGAUCAAGCUUCUGAUGGAUACGAGAUCAGGGGUCGCCGCUGGGCUGUAAAAAGCUAACGAUUCUACUUUGCGAGAUGGUAAAUUCAAACCAUAUGACGUGUUAAAAAAAGACUGGUAGGUUUUCAUUUGCUGGUAAACUCGAUGGCAACUGUUUCUGCGAUCCUGGCCAUUUUGGAGCCUUCGCAAGUUCAGACUGUCUUUGUAUAGGUACUUAGGUAGCUGAUAAUGAUAGAUGACCUCUGUGCAUAGAUUGUUCUUUUUUUCUUUUUUGUGGUCAGAGUCGUGCUGAUAUUUGGUAUUGCAAAAAUUUAGAAGUACAGUAGUUUUUUCAUUCUUUGGAAAUGCAAAUGCCUGUUCUUGCGUAAUUGUGUCCAUUUGGACAGAUUUGUAUAGUGUUGUUACACACAUGGAUUAUUGAUCUGAAUAACGAUACACUCAUACACUGCAUAA
This is a messenger RNA of Sorghum bicolor (sorghum), 2164 nucleotides long. RefSeq names its product protein LAZ1. Gene Ontology annotation, molecular function: transporter activity. Gene Ontology annotation, biological process: transport. Bases 350 to 1771 code for a protein of 473 amino acids. Lineage: Eukaryota; Viridiplantae; Streptophyta; Magnoliopsida; Poales; Poaceae. The record is from RefSeq and is a predicted model, not a curated record. The transcript has 9 exons.